Molecule: messenger RNA, 1299 nt
Organism: Eurytemora carolleeae
Lineage: Eukaryota; Metazoa; Arthropoda; Copepoda; Calanoida; Temoridae
Product: TLC domain-containing protein 2
Exons: 3
Coding region: 435-1283 (282 amino acids)
Biological process (GO): plasma membrane organization; regulation of membrane lipid distribution; membrane assembly
Cellular component (GO): plasma membrane
Source: RefSeq, a predicted model, not a curated record
GGCCUAAAUGUAAACAACAUACGCAAUAACGCAGUUCUUCACACAAACCACUUACAAGGCAACUCCUAAUACAUGACAGAAUUGCGUAAUUACGAGGUGUAAAAGGCGAGGAAAGUGGAAGAAAUAUUGCUUUCUCUUCUCUCUCCGGCAUUCCUUUGCUUCUUCAGUUCUUAGUUUAACUCGAGGCCGAAUAAAAUAUUAUAUCCUCGAUAUCUGGAUCUAGUUUUCGUGUAAAUUAAAUAUUAACAAGAUCUAGAAACAUUUACUAAACUCUCAGACUCAGAGUUGAAAGAUCGAUAUUUCUUUGCGGGUUACAGAGUAAGUUCUAUUUUAUAUAAACGAACUCCCGGCUCUGUAGCUUAUCAUUAUAAAUUGAUAGUUAAGUGGAAGGAAACUCGCAUUUAUUGAUAGUGUUACACAGACUACAGAACAGAAUGGACGUACCAGAGAUGCUGGAGAACAACAAGCUCGUGAUAACCCUCGGGUUCUCCGUCUUCUCUUUCACCAACUACCUCACUAGAUUCAUCAUACCGGAGAGCGCCUGCAGAACCACACAGCAAAGAUGGAAAUGGAGGAACGUAGCGACUUCGUUUAUACAUUCAUUUAUCACUGGGAUAUGGUCUCCACUAGCAUUUUAUCAGGCCCCAGAAAUGAGUAAUGAUCUGAUAAGUACCUCUACUCCUUCCACACACGCCUUAGUCUCCUUCUCCAUAGGAUACUUUAUAUACGACGCACUGGACAUGAUCAUCUACCACAGGAAGAGAUCCACCUACGAGCUACUAAUACACCAUUUUUUGGUCGUUAUCUGCUUCUCAAUAGCGGUGUUUAGCCACCAGUACGUGGCCUACGGCGCUCUCUCCUUAAUGGUUGAGAUCAACUCCGUGUUCCUCCACGCCAGGCAGCUCUUCAUCAUUACUGGAGAACCUAAAUCCUCUCUGAGAUACAAGACUAAUGCUCUCUUCAAUGUUGGAACGUUUCUCUUCUUCCGUAUCCUGUUGCUGGGAUGGAUGACGAGGUGGUUGACGGUGAACAGGGACAAGAUUCCUUUAGCAUUCUUUACUGCUGGUUCAGUCGGACUCGCCGUUAUUGUUCUCAUGAACAUAAUCCUGUUCUGUAGAAUACUAUCUGUUGAUUUCUCCUAUAUCCUGAAAGUAGGACGGAGCGAGGACGGAAGGUCGGAGAAAUCCAGCAACGGAGGAAGUUGGAUCCAGCACAAUGCCAAGACCUACAUAAACUCCGUUGUAUCGGAAGAGAAUCAAGAACGGAAGGAACGGAUCGAAUAGUUCGAACAAGAAAAUA